GUUCGUUCUCCAGCAGGGGGCUCCGCGCCGGGCAGGAGGGAGAAGGCAGCCCACGCCGGCCCUUGGGCGCCCCCUACCGCCACCACGCAAGCGCUACAGCUCCUUCUAGGAGCUCGCCGGACCCGAGCCCGCCUCUCGUCUCCCAUUGGCUGUCCGCUAUUCUCCCGCCCCCCCCUCCGGUUCUCAGCCACUCAGAACCUCUUGGCGGGCGGGGCUUUCAGCAGGGGGCGGAGCGUCGGCUCGGAUUGGCUCCGCUGAAGACGACGACGUGGCUGAAGGAGGCCGGACCAUCAGCACGUGCCCAUCGACAUCCAGACCAGCAAGCUGCUCGAUUGGCUGGUGGACAGAAGACACUGCAACCUAAAAUGGCAAAGCCUGGUGAUGACCAUCCGGGAGAAGAUCAACGCUGCCAUCCAGGACAUGCCGGAGAGCCAAGAGAUUGCCCAGCUGCUCGCGGGGUCCUACAUCCACUACUUCCACUGCCUACGAAUAGUGGACCUUCUUAAAGGUACCGAGGCCUCCACCAAAAACAUUUUUGGGCGGUACUCUUCACAGCGGAUGAAGGAUUGGCAGGAGAUCGUAGGCCUGUACGAGAAGGACAACACCUACUUAGUGGAGCUCUCUAGCCUUCUGGUCCGGAAUGUCAGCUAUGAGAUCCCCUCGCUGAAGAAGCAGAUUGCCAAGUGCCAGCAGCUGCAGCAGGAGUACAGCCGCAAGGAGGAAGAGGGCCAGGCCGGGGCCGCUGAGAUGCGGGAGCAGUUCUUCCACUCGUGCAAACAGUAUGGCAUCACGGGAGACAACGUCCGCAGAGAGCUUCUGGCCCUGGUGAAGGACCUGCCGAGUCAGCUCGCUGAGAUAGGUGCAGGAGCGCAGUCCCUGGGGGAAGCCAUCGACCUGUACCAGGCCUGUGUGGAGUUUGUGUGCGACAGCCCCACAGAACAGGUGUUACCCAUGCUGCGGUUCGUGCAGAGAAAGGGCAACUCAACAGUGUAUGAGUGGAGGACGGGGACAGAGCCCUCUGUGGUGGAGCGGCCCCAACUAGAGGAACCUCCUGAGCAGGUGCAAGAAGAUGAGAUCGACUGGGGCGAUUUUGGGGUGGAGGCCAUUCCUGACUCUGGCAUCUCUGCAGAGACCCCUGGAAUAGACUGGGGUAUCUCCCUGGAGUCGGAGUGCAAGGAUGCUGGGGGUGACAAGAUAGACUGGGGCGACAACACGGCUGUUUCAGAGAUCACUGUGCUGGAGACGGGAACCGAGGCUCCAGAGGGUGUUGCCAGGGGCUCAGACGCUCUGACUCUUCUCGAAUACCCUGAGACCCGGAAUCAGUUCAUCGACGAGCUCAUGGAGCUUGAGAUCUUCUUGACCCAGAGAGCAGUGGAGAUGAGUGAGGAGGCUGACAUCCUGUCUGUGAGCCAGUUCCAGCUGGCUCCUGCCAUUCUCCAGGGCCAGACCAAAGAGAAGAUGCUCAGCCUGGUAUCCACACUGCAGCAUCUGAUUGGCCAGCUCACCAGUCUCCGGAUGCAGCACCUGUUUAUGAUUCUGGCCUCACCAAGGUAUGUGGACCGAGUGACAGAGUUCCUUCAGCAAAAACUGAAGCAGUCGCAGCUGUUGGCUUUGAAGAAGGAACUGAUGGUGGCGAAGCAGCAGGAGGCGCUUGAGGAGCAGGCCGCUCUGGAGCCCAAGCUGGACCUGCUGUUGGAGAAGACCAGAGAGCUGCAGAAGCUGAUUGAAGCUGACAUCUCUAAGAGGUACAGUGGCCGUCCCGUGAACCUGAUGGGGACCUCUCUGUGACGCGCUCCCUCUGUGUCUUCGGUCCUGCUGCCCAGCCUCCCCGUGGGGUGGGACAGCCCAGGCUCUUCCUGGGUCUCACCAGCAAGAAGCCAGGACGACCUGGGGACUGAG
Acomys russatus (golden spiny mouse) is the source of this 1899-nucleotide messenger RNA. RefSeq names its product CDK5 regulatory subunit associated protein 3 (gene Cdk5rap3). The record is from RefSeq and is a predicted model, not a curated record. Gene Ontology annotation, cellular component: endomembrane system. Gene Ontology annotation, biological process: regulation of cyclin-dependent protein serine/threonine kinase activity; regulation of mitotic cell cycle. Bases 382 to 1788 code for a protein of 468 amino acids. NCBI's taxonomy places the organism in Eukaryota, Metazoa, Chordata, Mammalia, Rodentia, Muridae. The transcript has 14 exons.